AUGGCAGGGGAGCCGCGCAGCCCGCCGGUGAAGGUGCUGGCCGCCCAGCUGAGGCAGUGCCGGCGGGCCGCGGGCGGGCCCUGGCUGCUGGGACGGGAGGAGGCCGGGCAGGGCCCGCUGGCGGUGUCGGUGGUGUGGAUGCAGGGCACGGUGCUGGCGGUGGAGGCCGGGGGCGCCCGGGGCGGCUCGGCCCGGCUGCAGGACGAGAGCGGCCCCUUCACGGUGCUGGGGGUGGAGCGGGUCCCCAAAGGGCGGCCGUGCCUCAGCGCAGGAAAGUAUGUAAUGGUGAUGGGCUUGGUACACUCCUGCAGUCCAGAGCCUAUUCUUCAAGCUGUGAAGAUGACAGAUCUUUCUGAUAAUCCUAUACACAGGAGCAUGUGGAGCUUUGAAGUGGAGGAUUUGCACAGAAACAUUUCUUAG
Messenger RNA from Emys orbicularis (European pond turtle), 420 nucleotides. RefSeq names its product RecQ mediated genome instability 2 (gene RMI2). Gene Ontology annotation, biological process: DNA repair; negative regulation of double-strand break repair via homologous recombination; regulation of sister chromatid segregation. Gene Ontology annotation, cellular component: nuclear speck; cytosol. The coding region runs from base 1 to 420 and encodes 139 amino acids. NCBI's taxonomy places the organism in Eukaryota, Metazoa, Chordata, Testudines, Emydidae. The transcript has 2 exons. The record is from RefSeq and is a predicted model, not a curated record.